Scomber scombrus (Atlantic mackerel) is the source of this 2048-nucleotide messenger RNA. RefSeq names its product neoverrucotoxin subunit alpha-like. Gene Ontology annotation, molecular function: protein binding. The record is from RefSeq and is a predicted model, not a curated record. NCBI's taxonomy places the organism in Eukaryota, Metazoa, Chordata, Actinopteri, Scombriformes, Scombridae. The transcript has 4 exons. Bases 1 to 900 code for a protein of 299 amino acids.
AUGUACAUCCACUUCCUGGUGGCUCAGUCCAAAGUGAAGAAGGUCAAACAAAUGGUGGUAUUUAUAUUAUUAAACACAUUGUGUUAUCAACCUUUUUAUAUUUCCAGUCUGUCAGGAUGUCUGAUCACAGAGGAAGGCUGUGCUUCUCUGACCUCAGCUCUGAGCUCCAACUCUUCCCAUCUGAGAGAGCUGGACCUGAGCUACAAUCAUCCAGGAGACUCAGGAGAGAAGCUUUUGUCUGCUGGACUGGAGGAUCCACACUGGAAACUGGACAUUCUCUGGGUGGACCAUGGUGGAGAGCACAGGUUAAAAGAAGGUCUGAAGAAGUAUUUCUGUGAACUCACUCUGGACACAAACACAGUAAACGGAAAACUCAAACUGUCUGACAACAACAGAACGAUGACAUGUGUCGAGAAGGAGCGUCAGUCAUAUCCUGAUCAUCCAGAAAGAUUUGACCACUGGGCUCAGGUGCUGUGUAAUAAUGUUCUGACUGGUCGCUGUUACUGGGAGGUCGAGUGGAGCGGAGGAGCCACUAUAUCAGUGAGUUACAGUGGAAUCAACAGGAAAGCAAACAGUAGAGACUCUUGGUUUGGAUGGAACGAUCAGUCCUGGUGCCUGCACUGCUCUGAUGAUCAAGGUUACUGUGUCUGGUACAAUAAGACAAGAACAUACAGCCCCUCCUCCUCCUCCUCCUCCUCCUCUGUAUCUCACAGAGUAGCAGUGUAUGUGGACUGUCCUGCUGGCACUCUGUCCUUCUACAGAGUCUCCUCUGACACACUGAUCCACCUCCACACCUUCUACACCACAUUCACUGAACCUCUGUAUCCUGGGUUUGGGCUCUUGUUUGAUUCAUCAUUGUCUCUGUGUCCUCUGUCUGAGGGAGAGUUGACUUGUUUAUAGACAAACAGUCACACUGCUGACUGAAGACAGCUGCUGAAAUCACUGUUCACUAGAAACAGGAAGUGACAGCAGCUUCCUGUGUUUAAAUGUUGAUGGUGGACGAGGUUUCACUCUGGUUUCAUUUGGAUCACUGACUGUGCUUUAAUGUCAGAAUAUAGUUUCUAUUAGAAGUAGUGAAAUGAUCUCCUCUGGACUGAAUUGAUGUGUAAAAACUGUGUUGACUCUGAUAUUCACUUCAGUAAAGUUUUCUUGGAGCAGCAUCUAGCAGCUGUUAGUGGCUGUUAGUUAUUCCAUUUUAUCAGGAUCUUAAAGUGAAGUUUUUCCUGAAAAUGUCCACCAGACAUCCCAGUCUGUUUGACAUCAGCUCAGUUUGUGUUCAAUCAUUAACAUCAACGUAUGUUUCUAUGUGAUGUCAUGGCCAAAAAUAUCAGCACCCCUGAAAUUCUGUCAGAAAAUACCACACCUCUCCUAGCAAAUCACAAUUACAAAUGUUUUGGUAUUCACAUGUGUAUUUCUUUUGUUUGCAUUGGAACAACACAAAAAAACAAACCUAAUAAAAUUUCACACAGAACUCAAAAAAUGGACUGGACAAAAUUAUUGGCACCUAGUCAAAAUUGUAAGAAAUAAUUGCAUUUCAAGCAUGUGAUGCUCCUGUCAUUUAUAUUUAAACUCACCUGUGGCAAGUGAGAGGUGUGGGCAGUAUAGAAAUCUGAGAGUUGUCUGAUGAUUUGAGACCCACAAUUGUGGAAAAACAUGAACAAUGUGAAGGCUACAAGUCCAUCCCCAGAGAUCUGAAUGCUCCCGUGUCCCUAAUGCCCAGUGUCAGAAAGCAGCGUCUCUACCUGAGGUCAGAGGUCAUGGGUCUUCCAGCAGGACAACGACCCAAAACAGACAUCCACCAACACUCAGAAUUGUUUGAAGACAAAGCUCUGAAAUGGCCAACAAUGAGUCCAGAUGUGACACCCAGAGAACACCUGUGCAGAUAUCUCAAAACAGCAGCUGGGAGAAGACAUCCUUCAAAUCUGAAAUACCUGGAGCAGUUUGAAAAAGAAGAGUUGUCCAAAUUUCUAGAAGAGAGGUGUAAGAAACUCAUUGAUGGUUACAGGAAGCGUUUCUUCACGUUAAAAGGGAGUUUUUUUUCUUGCCAC